Messenger RNA from Trichobilharzia szidati, 6752 nucleotides. The record is from the annotation of a GenBank genome assembly. NCBI's taxonomy places the organism in Eukaryota, Metazoa, Platyhelminthes, Trematoda, Strigeidida, Schistosomatidae.
GAGGAAGUACCGCUGGAUUUAAAGUGGUUCAAGGCUUUGUCGCAUUGUAAUGACUCUUAUUGAGUCUUUAUUACCUGGACUACAUUCAUUUUUGGCUGUGGAUUUAAAUAGUAUUCAAUUACCUUCGAGCAUUGAACAAAAACGUCGACGAUUUCUUGAACGUAUCGAAGUUCUUAGUUUGGGAUCUAUACCACCACCACCCGAAAGUCACAUGAACACAAGCACGUCUGCAACUAAUCUCACUUAUCCUAAGAAUAAUUAUGAUAGUAUUAAUAAUAAUAAUAAUAACAACAAUCAUGUUACGGUUUUAUCAAAAAAACCGCUGAGCAGUAUUGCUCGUUUCUUUUCAAAUAAACGUUAUUCUCUUCCGCCAACAAUUAAUUACCCAUCAUCACCUGUUUGUAUUGAUCCAAGUAAAACAGUUAUUCAUAGUCCUGAGACUUCUAUUAUCAACCGAGACUCUCGAAAUUCUGAUCAGUCAAUUAAUGAGUUCACUGUCGAUUCACCAGAUGGGUCGUCCUAUAAUUGUGAUAGAAGAAAUUCACUUGCACAGUCUUCCUCUUUUCCUCCUCCUCCGCCUUUACCACCGAAGAAAUCUCAUCUACAAAAGCUCUCCAAGAAAGUAGAAGAUCCAUAUGAAGUGCCAAAACAAGUUGUUACUCCGGUUGAAACAGUUAUUCUCACCACCAGCAGUGCAGCUUCAUCUUCAACAGUCACACCUGUACGUUCAAAAUCAUCAAUUACAUCAGCCAGUGAACCAUUAUUUCGAAGGAAAGAAUUCAGUCGACUGUCAUUAUCACCACAAUCAGAAAUUAUUCAGGCUGACAGUAAUUCAAUCACUCCCAUAACAAAUCCAGAUAGUCUAUAUCAUACUUCUGAUAUUCAUGGGACAAAAACUAUAGGAGUGAAUCCAAUAGUUCUAUCAGAUACAACUAGUGCUAUCAAACCGGAUGCUACACUUGUAUUACCAAAGAAAUAUUUGGUUGGCUGUCAAACUCGUCGUCCAAGCUCAUUAAUGGAUUCAAUAUGGACAUUGGCUGGUGUAUUGUCACAUCGUUGUAAACCGAAUAAAUGGAUACAAUUGAAUAUUUGUUUAUUAACUAAUAGUUCAAGGUUGAUUGCUUAUAAGACGGGGCAUUCAGUUACACCAUCAUUAGCUUUAUUCUUGUGUGGUUCUACUGGUAUAUAUUCAGGACGUGACAGUGGUAUGGAGCAUGUGAUAAAGAUCGCACAUUUCAGUCGUGAAAUUAUUGUUUUAGCUGCACCAACUGAAGAGCAGGCAUUAAUUUGGGUUCGACAAAUCAACCAGUAUUCCCAAGGGAUUACACCUACAGAAGUUCGUUCAUUUCUACCACAUUUUACUGUACCGAAUAGUGCUAAUGCAACAAGUGUUACAAUUACUGCUGCUACUAAUACUACUGUGACUACUAUAAAUUCUUCAUAUAAGAAUGCUAGUGGACUGAGCUCGCAUUCACUAAGUAAUCAUAAUUUUACAUCUCCAAAGUCUUUGGUUUCCAGUAAUCGUCCUAUUUCUAUGGAAGUAUCAGACAUAAAAAUCGAUGCAUUAUCCCAUGAAAAUAAUCGAAAUGAUAGAUUAUUUCAGCCGAUUGUAAAUCACUUGAAAAGUUUGUCUUUAGAAGAAAGUAGUUGUGUUAUGUGUACAUCUCAUGAGGCUGCCUCUAGUUGUAGUGGUACUGUUAUUGAUAAAACGGAGAUAAGUAAUACGAGUGGUAUGCCCAGUGAUGUUACUACUACUAAUAUUGAUUAUUAUGGAGGUGUGAAUGUACCUCUCCAGUGUCAGUCUACUAGUUCAGUACAAUCAAGACCCUUAUCAAUGACAUUGUCGUCCACAUUUGAUGCACACAUGAUUAGUUCUAAACAAAAUCUACGUCGCAACAGUUUAAUUUCGUCAAUGCGUCGGAAAGUAGAGUCGUUUAACUCUAAGCGUCGUGCGCGCAAAUCACUUCCACAAUCAUUACAACCAAACUGUUCAUCUGUUGUUGAAAGCUGUUCCGAUUUACAAAAUAACGAGGCGCUUAAAGAAGUAGGACAUCGGAGAAUGUUGAGUGAUGGUCAGUGGUCAUGUUCAAAAUUUUCAUCGGUCCAUUGUCUUCAGCAACAGCAAAUCUUUUCAUCUAUAACUCCACAACCACUACCACCUCCCGCAGCAGCUUGUUUAUGGGACUCGUCUGGAAGUUCUGGUAAAGGAUUCGGUUGGUCCCAGCUAGAAACAGCUGGUGCUAGGUUUUUGAACCAGAAUGCAUCUUCAGUUAGCUCAAAUUCCUCAGCAUAUCGACCGCGUUCUAUGUGUUAUGAUUCAUCAGGAUUGUUUGACUUGUUUAAUUCUUCGCAGAUCAAUGUAAAUGUUAUGCCAAAACAUGGUCCAUUGUUAGAUUUGAAUUCCAUGCGAUCACAUUCUGUCACUUCAUGUGUACCUAAUGGCAAUCAAGUAGUUAUAUCAGGUAAUGCUUCCAUUUCUAUACCUGGGCGGGUUUCAUGGACUACUAGAUGGUGUUGUUUAAAGUCGAAUUGUCUUGAAAUCUACUUGAAUAAGAAAGGUUGUGAUAAUAACAUUAGUCAACACAACAAUCCCUUUAAUGACUAUUAUAUGGAUGAUACUAAUUGGCCAUUGUUUUCUUUGCCAUUAGAACCAGGCAAAGUUGAACUAGGCUUAGCUAGAGAUAAACGUCAUUCAUCGGCUAUUCGUCUUGCUGUACCGACACAGUGUUCGGCACCAUUGUUAUUCGAUGUUGCAGACAAGUUACAAAUGGGUGCUUGGAUUAGAGGAUUUAUUCAAGCAUUGGGUCUUAUUUCACCAACAGAAGAUGCUAUAAAUUCUAAGCAGGAAACAAGUCAUUCUAUGCGUGGAAUCGCCUCAGCGAAACUAGGUUAUAUUCCCCAGUCUUCAGUUAUGCACGAAAGGACUGGUUUUCAGCAAACCCAUUUAAAAGGGGAUAAUGUCUUACCAACUGUCAGCUCAUCGUGGGUUGGUCGUAUUCCUAAUUCAAUUAUGGAAACUUCACAAACUUCAGUGUAUUACUCAGAUAUCCAUGAAGAUGGUGAUAAUGAUGCGGUUUGUGUAAAUAAAACACAGAAUGCAGUAAAUAAUCCAAACUUUUCAAAUACAGUAAUUUACGAUGAAGUAUGCCCUCCACAAACAAUAUAUAGCAAAUCCAACAAUAAGGAUAUCAGUGCUACAAUUACGCCACUAGCUAACUCGUCAGAAAUGUCAAAGACCUCUGAUAUAAACUUGUCUAAAAGACGUUGGAGUUCCCCUUUACUGAUAGUUGAAUCAUCUACAAAAAUACAAACUCCAGGGUAUUCUAACGAAUCGAAUACUUCAUUAUUUAACAAUCUUUCAUCUCAUUGGCAUAUUCCUCCACCAAGUCGUAGAUUAUUGGCCCAACCAUUACCUCCACUGCCUUCAGUUGGACCGAGUACUUGUGAAUCUAUAGCUGGAACAAUCACGAGUUGUUAUACUUCAUCGAAUAUUACACCAGAUGAUUUUGGUGGUUAUCAAGAUGAAUCGCUGACACCUGCUUCAAAUAUUGUAGAGUCUGAUGGUUUUCCAGAAUUCUGGUGUAGAAAAGACGGGAAAUUGAAUAACUGUAAGUCUUCGCAGAUGUCAGCAGUCACAAAUCACCGCAGAUAUGCUAGUAUGAGUAGUUUGGAGUAUGCAGCCUCAAACACGAACAACACCAACGAUGAUAAGCGUGGAGAUGAUGAAAAGCAGGGGAAGAAAACUAGAAAUUCUAGUGAUGUCAGACUAAGUGAAUCUCAUAAUCAAUCUCAUUCCAAGGUUGUAUUCUCAUUGGAUGAUAUCUACAGUGAACCAAGAAAGAUUACUUCUAGUCCUGCGUUCACUCCGAUUACAACAACGGAAUCAAGUCAUUUAAGCUGUACAAAAUGUUGUACUUCUAUUUCAACCUGUGUUCCUGUUGACCCUAUUGAAGAACGGACUAAUUCGUCGUCUGUGUGUUCAACGUCUACACUUCUCCGUUAUUCGGAUGUUUCUAAUUUGCAUAGAGCCAAUUGUGAUAGAGCUACUAUGGGUACCUGUAUAAUCGAUGAACAUUGCAAUAAUAAUAACAUCAAUGUUAAUGAUCAAAGGUGUUCAGAUGAGAUCAAUUUGUGGGAGUUGAAGUCUGAGAACACUUUGUCAUCUAAAGAUCCAGCUCUUGUAGAAUAUAUGAAAACAUAUAAACUAAUUAGUGCACGACGAUGUGUAUCGUGUUUAAGUGGGAACAAACCAACAGUUCUACAGACAAAUUCAAAUGUUGAUGGUAUGCCAGUUUUAUCGUCAACACUGCCUGUUCGUUCUGGAUCGGAUGAUCCAGUCAAACAUAUUACAGGAAUCAACUUGGACGUUACUGGUAAUGAUACAUUAUUUAUGAGAAAAUCCAAUUCACAAUGGAACCGAGGCUCAUUUUCGUCAAAUUCUUCUCGAACAGCUACUUCAUCUGGUGUAGCCUUGUCUUCAUCUCCUGGUUCUGGUGGGAAUACUCGUCCUCCUUCAUUAGCAAUACCGGGAUGUCUUCCUGUAACUCCAGUAGAAGAAGAACAAUGUAAUAUUGAGGAUUUUUCACAUCAUACGCAUCAUUUCAACAAAGAAUUAUCUGAUAGCGUUCCCUUCAAUGUAGAGCAACAAUCCUCUAUUAAAAAAUAUAAAUAUUCUGACUAUGUAUGUCAGGUAGAAAUACCGUCUUCUGUAUCUUUUAUGAGCUGUCAUCAUAAUCAUCAUUAUACUCAUGUGAUGAAUAAAGUUAACAGUAAUACAAUGCAUGUUGAUUCAAUUUCAUCAUCUGCUACAUCAUUACUCUUGAUUGCAUCACAAUUGGAAGAGGUUAAACAGGAAACAAACAGUCUUCGGUCAAGAAAGUAAGUUUAAAACACAUUGCUUUGUUGUUAUUGAAAGCUUCAGAAUACUAUGCGCUGACGUCUUUGGUGGAGUAAUCACUGAGCCUGUGGUUGAUGAUAGUUCGAAUUUCCUGAAGUCUGUGUACUUCAGUGUCAUGUUGGAUGGUAACAAGUAGUAAAGUUUGGUUCCCUGGAAUUAUUAUCAAUUUAAAGAAUCUUAUCACUUAACGCAGCUAAAUAAAAGUGAAUCUACUUUUUAAGCUGAGUCGAUUCGGGUUACCCCUGUGUUGAAUUAGGCGUCGAAUGACUCGCCAGUGUGCAGAUCAUCACCUGAAUCUUAUAGGCAAACAAUAUUGCUUAGUGUAAGGGGUAUCAAGCCAAUACGCAUGCUACAGAUUUUGCUCUGCUUCCGGAUACUAUUUUCAGUGAUAAAUUGGGUUAUAUGUCAUGAUCUGAAUAUUGUGGGUUUCCUAUGGAAACUGUGAUGAAUUUCACCUCAUACUGUGUACUUUGACGUGACGCGCCACUAUCACCCAGAAACUACUCCUCCAUUCUAUAUGUGAAGAAUAACUGUUGAACGUAUGUAUUGGAAUUAUGUUGCUCAGUUCAGAAAAGCUUCAAUCACAUUAUUAUGUUUAGGAACAUUUUGAUAACCAUAUGUUUUUGUUUAACUUUCACUUUUAGAAAUGAUUUGUCAUUUCGAUUGUUGAAUCUUCUUGCUCUUGAUUAUCGCGAUAGUCAAUCAAAACUAGGUAUUGAUACCUUCGAGUGUGAUGAAAGAUUCCACUCUGAUAAGGAAGAUUCACAAGUCAAUGGAGAUUCUCGUCAUGAUAGUGACACUGUUACUGUUGAUAAAGUCUCUGCCAAUGAAGAACAAGAGAACAUUAUCGAAAACAAGGAAGCUACAGCCACUUUAUAUGCACGCCUAAUGGCUGUAGAGAUGCUAUUGAAGAAUGCUGAAUCAACUGAAGCUCAAUUAGAAAAAGAAUUUGGACAUUUAAUGACUAAUCAUAAUGGAAUAAAACCGUCGUCAUCAUCAUUAUCACCUUCGUCCACAAGAAUAAUAGGAACAACAUCUGUUCUUGGUCCAGUUACAAACUCGAAAGAAGGACAGGAUCACCAACAAAAGCUUGACGAAUUAUCGGUCAUUAAAAUGUCUUUGAAUAGUAUCAAUGAAAAUAUUUGUUCUCACUGUAAAAUUCCCCGUACAAGCAGCAAUGGGCUAACUGGGGGAUGUCGUAAACGAAAUCGGAGGAAACAUCGUCAUGGUUAUAAAGCGAGUACUACAACUCAACAGGACAAUAUUGGUCGAGCUUGUUAUCGUACAAGACGUUGUGAGUUGACUGAUGCCAACUUUUCAGAACAGUCUGAUUGGAGUGUAACCGAGUCUAAAAAUGAUUGUUCUUCAUUGACUGUAUCAUUGGCUUCUUAGAUUGAUCGGCUAAGACUGCAUACUUACUUCGACGCUACUUUGUGUGUAUACAGAUUAUAUUGACGAUUACAAUUAACACUCCGGUUUCUUGUUUUGUUUUAUGAUUUACAUUGAUGUAUUAACUUGAAGUGUGUUUUGUAAAGAGUAAACCUGUACAGCAUUUAUCUUUGUAUUUAUUCAUUUAUUUCCCUACUCAUCCUCUAUCUUGUCUGGAAUAUUCCUUACGAAUCUGAUCACAAAUGCAUUGCGGCCACUUACUGACACACACACACACAAACACGGAGAUCUGACUCUAUUUGUUAUUGCUUACUCAGUAUGUCCUGCCUGUUAUUUUCGUUUGUGCAUCCUUAAUAUAUAAUAUAUAAAAAUCAUGUCUUCCUGUAUCAAUACUUGAUCCACCCUUCUCAUCUCACUCAUCCUGUCACCAUUUUCUAUUAUUAUUAUUAUUAUUAUUAUUAUUAUU